Talaromyces rugulosus is the source of this 660-nucleotide messenger RNA. RefSeq lists its product as uncharacterized. Gene Ontology annotation, biological process: intracellular protein transport; endoplasmic reticulum to Golgi vesicle-mediated transport; Golgi organization. Gene Ontology annotation, cellular component: endoplasmic reticulum; Golgi apparatus; endoplasmic reticulum-Golgi intermediate compartment. Bases 1 to 660 code for a protein of 219 amino acids. NCBI's taxonomy places the organism in Eukaryota, Fungi, Ascomycota, Eurotiomycetes, Eurotiales, Trichocomaceae. The transcript has 4 exons. The record is from RefSeq and is a predicted model, not a curated record.
AUGGGGUUGUCUACAUCAAACCUCAAGGCCAUCGUCAGCCUUUGCUUUUUGCUUUUUGCCGGCUUGGGCUCUGCCUUGCGAUUCGACCUUGCGGCGCAACACCACAGCAACGAGCGAUGCAUCCGCAACUUUGUCAACGGCGGACAACUCGUCGUCGUGACGGCGAUUGUGUCGGGCUCGAAAGGUGAUGGACAGGUUGUCAACAUGCACAUCAAAGAUGCCCUCGGCAACGAUUACGGCCGUCCCAAGGAUGUUGUUGGCGAGAACCGCCAGACUUUGACACCAGCCUCAGAUACCGCUUUUGACGUUUGUUUCGAGAACUUGAUUACCGAUGGCCGCCGCGCCGGAAACAGUCCGAGCCGUGAAAUCGAACUCGACAUUGAAAUCGGCGCCGACGCGCGCGACUGGUCCAGCAUUCAGGCGCAAGACAAGCUGAAGCCCGUCGAGACAGACCUGCGACGAAUCGAAGAGGUGGUCGCGGAGAUUGUCAAUGAAAUGGAAUACCUGCGUCAGCGCGAGCAAAAGUUGCGUGAUACCAAUGAGUCGACCAACGAGCGUGUGAAAUGGUUCGCCUUUGGGACUAUGGGUAUGUUGGUUGGAUUGGGUGCGUGGCAGGUUGUUUACCUGCGGGCUUAUUUCAGAUCGAAACACCUUAUCUAG